Molecule: messenger RNA, 2511 nt
Organism: Penicillium olsonii
Lineage: Eukaryota; Fungi; Ascomycota; Eurotiomycetes; Eurotiales; Aspergillaceae
Source: the annotation of a GenBank genome assembly
AUGCAGUUGCUUGGGUUCCUUGUUUUCUUAGGCGUCGCGGCUGCCGAGGAUGGCCUUAAGGGCUGGCUGCGGUACGCACCAUUGACAUGUUCAGACCGAUGCCAUUCCAACCUGCCCUCGGGUAUUGUCACCUUCAACACGACAACAACAAGCCCUGUGUAUGUUGCGGGAACCGAGUUGCAGAAUGGCCUCCAGGGCAUCUACAAGAAGAACGUCCAGGUCACUCACAAAAAGUGCAACACUGCUUCUUCCGUCGUUGUUGGUACUCUUGACCAGUAUCGCCAGGCAUGCGGCGCUGUGAGCGGUAUUCCCGACCUAGAAGAAGAUGGCUUCUGGCUGAGCACCAAGGGAAGCAAUGUCCAAAUCCUUGGACAGAAUGAGCGAGGCGCACUAUAUGGCACCUUUGAGUACCUGUCGAUGCUAGCACAAGGCAAUUUCUCUAAAGUUGCAUACGCAUCGAACCCCUCGGCCCCAAUUCGAUGGGUAAACCAGUGGGAUAAUAUGGAUGGAAGCAUUGAGCGUGGUUAUGGUGGUCCAUCUAUCUUCUUCAAGAACGGCCAAAUUGUCCAAGACCUCACCCGCGUCACUGAAUAUGCCCGCCUGCUGGCCUCCAUCAAGAUCAAUGCCGUGGUGAUCAAUAACGUCAACGCCAAUGCCACACUUUUGAGCCCGACCAAUCUGGAGGGAGUCGCUCGGGUCGCUGAUGUUUUCCGGCCGUACGGUAUCCAAGUCGGACUGUCCCUGAAUUUCGCAUCUCCUCAAACCUUUGGUGGACUCGGCACUUUCGAUCCACUUGAUGCAUCUGUCAUUGAAUGGUGGUCGAACAUCACGGCCCAAGUCUACGAGCGGGUUCCCGACAUGGCUGGCUAUCUUGUGAAAGCUGAUUCUGAAGGACAGCCGGGCCCUCAGACAUACAACAGAACCCUUGCAGAUGCAGCCAAUCUGUUUGCCAAGGGGGUGCAACCAUAUGGUGGCAUUGUCAUGUACCGCGCUUUUGUCUACGAUCAUCAUCUCAACGAGACCAACUGGAGAGAUGAUCGUGCGAACGCGGCAGUUGAGUUCUUCAAGCAUCUUGACGGCGAAUUUGAAGGCAACGUGGUAAUUCAGAUCAAAUAUGGGCCUAUCGACUUCCAGGUCCGUGAGCCGGUUUCGCCUUUAUUCGCCAACCUGGUCAAUACCAGCAUGGCCAUCGAACUACAAGUCACACAAGAGUACCUUGGCCAGCAAUCCCAUUUGGUAUAUGUUGCUCCCCUUUGGAAAGAAAUUCUGAACUUCGACCUUCGGAUCGACCAGAAACCAUCGCUCGUCAGUGAUGUUGUGACUGGCAAACGAUUCAAACGAAAGCUGGGUGGCUCAGCAGCUGUCGUCAACGUGGGUACGAACAGUACUUGGCUCGGCAGCCACAUGUCAAUGUCGAAUCUAUAUGCAUACGGUCGUUUGGCUUGGAAUCCUUCGGACGACGCUGAAGAGAUCCUGCAAGACUGGACCAGACUGACUUUCGGACUCAACCAAAAGGUUCUCGAUACCAUCACCCGCAUCUCGAUGGAUUCUUGGCCCGUAUACGAACAAUAUAGCGGUAACCUAGGUAUCCAAACCCUGACCGACAUUAUUUACACUCAUUACGGCCCUAGCCCUGCAUCUCAAGACAACAAUGGAUGGGGUCAAUGGACACGAGCGGAUCAAACAAGCAUUGGAAUGGACCGUACCGUGUCAAACGGGACCCGAUUCUCAGGCCAAUACCCAAAGGAGAUUGCUGCCAUGUAUGAAGAUGUCGAGACCACACCCGAAGAGCUUCUGCUGUGGUUCCACCAUGUCAAUUAUACCCACCGUCUGUCUUCAGGAAAAACAGUGAUACAGCACUUCUACGACUCGCAUUACACUGGCGCUGAACGAGCACAAGGAUUCCUCGACCAGUGGGAGGCACUUCAGGGCAAGGUCGACCCUGAACGAUACGAGCACGUCCGCCGUUUCCUCGACUACCAAACCGGCCAUUCAAUCAUUUGGAGAGAUGCAAUCAACAAUUUCUACUACAACCUUUCCGGGAUUCCCGAUGAAGGCCAACCUGUCGAUCAUCACCCGUGGCGCAUUGAAGCCGAAAGCAUGAAACUUGAGGGCUACAAGACCUACGACGUCACCCCCUUCGAAACAGCCUCUGGCGCCGUUGCGAUCGUCACAACGUCAAAUAGCACUGCUGGCACAGCGUCUACCAAGAUACAGUUCCCCUCCGGGACUUACGAUCUUGCAGUGAAUUAUUAUGAUCUCUAUGGUGGCAAGUCUCAAUGGAAGGUCUAUCUCAACGAUCGUCCCAUCGGCCAGUGGGUUGGAAAUUCCGAGGAAACUCUCAGCCAUACACCUUCGAUCUAUCUGGACGGACACUCUGCUACUCGUGUCAAGUUCCGGAAAAUCAAGGUCAAGCGGGGUGAUACUUUGAAGAUUAUUGGCAUGCCUGAUGGCACUGAGCCAGCACCUUUGGACUAUGUGGCCUUGCUACCAGCAGGCACUUUAGACUAG